AGCGUAACAUAGCCAGAAGUGUGAAGAGAUGGAACAAACUGACCUGUAGUCAGUGCCAGCACAGAACCAUGAACGUGGUGUUUUCUGUUCAAAUUCUUCUUUGGGUUUAUUUUGUUGGCUCAGUUUUAACGUGGUCCUGAUGAGAUUCAAUUAUGGGUUUUUACUUCCGGGAUGAAAGGCAGUUUUAGGGUCUGAACCAGGAGUGGCAGUCAGUGCUAAGAAACACCUGGCAGUACCAGCGGCGAGGAAGCUGACCUGGUGGGAUUAGGGUAAACUGGAGAGCCUCCCCCACCCCCCACCCCCAACUUGUGGCCCUGGGGGGGUGUGGUCUCAGUUGGUAGGCCUUCUUGUAAGAUAAUGCAAGAAUGCAGAUUUGAUGUCAAAUGUCCCGAUGUUUAGACAUUGGCAGCUAUAAGCUUGAUUAGACCCUUCACCCUUGGCCUGUGACUUUGAGUCCAGGCAGCAAGGGCGUGGUGAGGGUGUGGGUGCAAAUCGCUGUCCCCCACUGAUGGGAAAGGCUCGUUUCUUCAUCAGGGUUCAGCUGGUUCUCCUUUACCUCUGCUCCAGAUUAGUCCUUCCUGCUUUGACCAGAUACGAGCAGGUUGGCAGCGUUACCGAUUAAGAAAUUGAGUAUUGAUUCUAUUGAAACAUAAGUGACACAAAGUCACCAGAGGAGAUUCUUAACUGCUGGAGGACAGUGACAAACCUGGAUUUGCAAAUUCUGUAGGUGUUGGUCUUCAUAACCUUCAGGGAGGUGAGAACUGUGCAGGUCUGUCCCCAUGUCACAGAGAGAAAGACCCUCUAGGCUUAGAGGGUUGGUCACUUGUCAGAGGAUGUGCACGCUGGGGGCGUGGCAGGCACAAAGGACAAAAACAGCAGCAGCUACAUUUGCCUGCAUGUCUCGUGCUAAUGCUGAGUGAUACAGUCGGCCCUCUGUAUCCACGGGUUUCAUAUGCAGGGAGGAGUCACCAACUGUAGAUGGAAAGUAUUUGGGGGGCUGAGUCGGGAGAAAAACUUAGCAGGUUCCAAAAAGCAAAACUCGAAUUUGCCGCGUGUGCCGAACGUGGCUCCGAAUCCGUGUGCAUGAAGCGAUGCACAGGCACACCUCGCUGUCACCUGCAUACGAAUACUGGAGCGUCCAUGGGUUUUGGUGUCCACAGGAGUCCUGGGACCAAUCCCCCAGGGCACCACGUGACCACCGUGCCUUAUUAGGACCCCUCCUCAGGAGAAGGAGCCAGACAUUUUAUUACUGCUGUUCCUUUCGUUAUUGCUGUUGGUACGGCUCCUGAACUCAUUUCAACCUUAGAAGUUCUUGGUGCUUGCAAAUGUGUUUCUGCCCAUGAAAAUAAUCCUGAGUACAUGAACCCACAGCUUUCUUGCUCACUAAGUGAAUUCACAGGACUCAGUGGAGUGUGUGUUUAACAACCUAUACGUUUAAGGAGCCUCCAGAAGCUGUUGCCAUGUUUCACUGAAGACCAAACCGGUCUCUGCAGGUGGUGGCUUAAUGCACAGGAAUAGUUUCUUCUCCCUGUUAACCAGCAUGGCUACUAGCAGAAUGUCAAAUGCAACCGUGGCUGGCUGUGUGUGCCAGCUGGACGGGCGGGCCCUGCAGACGGAGGAGCCGGCCUCUGCGGUGGUGCUUUAAGCAGCCGGACCUGACUCUUCCCACUCACAUCACAUCAUUUCCAUGAAACUUCCUCCUCUGGUGGCUUUUGUUGACUUAGGAGAGUGAAAUCUCCAUGCAGCAGUCUCAGGCCCUACCUGUAGACAUGCGUCCGGAGAUGUGGAUCGCUCAGGAGCUGCGGCGGAUCGGGGACGAGUUCAACAACUCCUACCGCAACCCACGGAGGGACUUUCUGAAUGUUUACCGGGAAGCAGAAGGCCACCCCCAGAUGGUGGUCUUACGACUGUUGCGUUACAUCCUCCGUCUGGUGUGGAGGAGGAUGCUGUGACGACGGGUUCCCGUGGAGCCGAGAUGUGUGCAGACAUUUCACUUGUUCAAGUGGACAAGCCCAGCGUCACGGCCCCCUGGCGCCACUGCUUUGCGGCCAGUGGCGGUUCCAGAGCGGCCGGUGUGGCCUGACCCCUGGAGCUGCGUGCGGACUUGACCUUACCGGUUCCUCGCCAUGUGGCAGAGGCUCUAGUGUAGUGUUUGUUAUGAAUGUAAAUGAGAGCGUAUUUUCCUUUUAAAAAUGUUACUAAUCAUGGUUCUUUGGAGCAGGAUUUUAGGCAAGAAUGGUGUCAGAACAGGUUUUUUUAAAAAGGAAGUGGAAAUUUUUAACCAACUCGUAAAUGAAUUUUUACUAAAAAUUUAAGAACCUAUUAUGGAAACUCUCAUGUGGAAACUGAGCCAGCUGGUUUCUAAAGCUGCCUUGGUUUAUUUUUACAGGCUACUGUACAGGACUUUGGAACAUGAGAGGUGUGUAUGAUAUGGCCCCUCCCUCCCUGCCGUUGCCUCUCUCGCCUUCUUUUAAUCAUGAUUACCAAAAAAUUCUUAGGAGAUGCAACUGAUUCAAGGGGUAAAGGGUCUUUUGUCAGCCUGUGUUGGUAUGCCACUGCCACUGUGUAAAUAUUGACUUACCUCCUUAAAUGUAAUUGCGUCCGUGGCAAAAGUGCAGCUUGUCUGUGUGGCUCGUCUUCUCCUGUGAUGCUCCUCUCUCUGUCCUGGGUGCUCAUGCACACAUUUGGUCCAGUGCGUCUUCACGAUUCAAGUGUAACUGGGUCAGAACGUGACUUGGAAUCUGCCUGUGUUGCCCACAGCUCAGCCAGUCUUUGGGGAGCUCACUCACCAGGAAGUGCUCGGUACUGGUUUCCACGUGGGUUGGUGGGCUGGCGUUGAAGUACAAGUGUCCUGAAGAGAGGGAGUGGUGACAGCACAGACCCAGUAUCAGGGCCCUUGGCACUGUUGGCUUUUCCAGUUGCAGGCUUCCCCUCAGCACAGGGGGCACUCAGCAUGAGGCCCCCGGGGGCUGGCAGGCCCACCUGCAGCUGAAUUGGGCUGCAGGAGUCCAAGCUGCAGUCCUCGUGGGAAUUGGCACAGGCUGUGUGGUGGGCGGGGCUUCGGGUGGCUGUUUCCUGGGCAUCCUGGCUUUCCAUCCACUUCCGAGUUGAUCUGGCCUCUGAUGCCCACCACUGGGUUCCCGCUCUUCAAUACCCACUUUGAAAUACAGGCUUCAUUCGCUCUGAGCAGCGCCAUGGAAACUCAUGAGGCACACGUCUGCAGCGGUCCCUUCUGACAGCUGGGCUUCGUCGGGCCGCCUCUGUGCAUCCACUGCUUCCUCCACUCCCACCUGGGAGGACUGCAGUGAGGGCACCCAUGGGUGACCAGUCAUUUCAAAGGCAGUUAAACAACGGGGAGACCCGAGAGGGACCGGUUAGAGAGCAGGGAAGGACGGUGCCGAUCAUUCUGUGAACCCACAACUCCCGACAGUUUUUGAAACCUCAGAUCAUGAAACAGUUUUUUAAGAGAAAUACAUGAUUUUUCAAAUGAGUCAGCAGUGCCAACAACUAUUGCAUUUCCUUUUGGCCCACCAAGGGCCAGCGUUUUCACAUUGUUAAAUUGCAAGGAGAAAUUCAUGUGUCUCUUCAUAGUUUUAUAUAAAUAUAUAUGUAUACAUAUAUGUAUAUACGUGUGUGUAUAUAUAUUUUGCAUAUACGCUUUCUUUAGGUAGAAAUAUUCGAUCUCAGAUAUUUUUCCUUUUUUAAAAUUUCUUUUUCCCCCAAAUCCUUUCUUGGGGUCUUGAAUAUUUUUAAAACUGUUGAGGCUGAGCUUGUGUUCUUGGUAGGUCUGGAACCCCCUUGCUGGGGCACCAAGGCCACACCGCCGGAGGUGGUGGUAACGCUGCGGCCGUGGGCCUGCUGGACACACACACCAAAGAUGUAUCUGGUUCUGGGCCCAUCCGCCCCCAGGAUCUCCGUACUCAUGUGCCGGUCCCUCUGACUGGAGCACUUUACCCUGUUUCUGGGAGCGCAGGAUGCAGCCCGGGCCGCGGGCUCGCUCGCUGCGUGCGCUCCUUUACCUCUGGCUUGGCAGCUGGCCGUGGCCACGCGUGUGAGGAAGUGAUUCUUGGACGUGUAGAAGUAUUAAGAACAGGAUGUUGCACCAGGACAUGAGAGGUGACUGGGUGUCUCUGUACUGUAUGUAUCUGUGUAUCACAAUGCUUCCUGCAGAAAGUAUACCUGCGAUGGUAUGCCUUUUACUUUUUCUUUUCUGUUUUAUUUCUUGGUAGAAAAAAUAACUAGCUCCCUUUCUGAAAAUUUAUGAGAUGCGGGUUUUGUGCCUUGACCACCUCUUCUCAUGCAAGAUUUGUAGGACGCGUUCUGUGACGAUCACAGACAUGCAGUAAAUGCCCCCCAGUCGCUCCACAGCGAUUCUUGCAUUUACCCGUAGUCCGGCCUAAAAAUGAGUUUAUGAAGAAUUUGUUUUUAGUUGUGGAGAAACCAGGUAAAAAUUCCUUCUGGUUUAAAAAAAAAAAAUGUACUCAGUCGAACCUUCUCCUGUUUCCCCUUCUUAAUAUUGUACAUACUUUGACUAUUUAUUAGAUUAGAUCAUAUUUUACUUACCAACUGAGCCAAAUGUCUGUGUGCAAUUGUCUCCUUUACCUUUCUUGUAAAAUUUUGUACAGCAUAAAUGAGCAAAAAAAAAAAAAAAAUCACUGUUUUUUACUAAACUUUUUCAGAAUUAAGGAUUGUAAAUAUUGUAGAUUCUUUUUCUGUGUAAUGUGUCCUACUGGUUCAUAGUGCUGUAACUUGUAGACAUAAUGUAUAUUUAUUUUCUGCUUAUUUAAUGUCUUAAGUUCUAUAAAGUGUUGACCUCUGACACGCCCUUCCCUCCUUCCCCCACCCCCCCACCAUCCCAUUGUUUGCUUUAACUCUGAGGUGGCGACUGGUCAGCUCACUGCCGGACACAUGGUCUUCCUAGGGUGGCUCUCCAGCUUUGGUUCCUGGUAUAUGGUCAAAUGGGUUUACAUGCUUGGUCUUUGCUGUCCUUUGAUAAAGCUCAUGUUUAGACACCAAUGAGAGACCAUAAAUCGGGCAGGUUUCAAAAUUCUUCGGGAAAUACCCAGUGACUUUCUAUUGGUUCCAAAACAGCUAGCUUCUCAUGGAAGCAAAUUCUAUUAGCUUCCAGGAUUUGUCUUCCAAAAAAAAAAAGUGUUAUCGGUAGUUGGGACAGAUUGAUGCAUUGAAAAUGUAUACCCGACAACUCAGUAUUCAGAGGGCAGGGGGCGGGUGGGAGAGGUUCCUGCUUCCAGACCAACCAGAGGACCUACCUGCUCGUGCCACUCGCCCCCUGUUGGCAACCGGUGAGCUGCCCGCCUCCGCCUGCUGCGUGGCCUCCGGUGCUUCGAGGUGUGGACUGAAUUGUCCUCAGGAGCUAAUUGUACAGGCUCCUGGCCCGGAACUUUGGUCCCUCAUUGGGUCGGCCUGCUUCCUUAGGUUGAUGUCCUGCUUCAGGAGAGGUUGGGGGCCCCAUCAGGAUGGGUAUUAAGAUGUGGGAGCUUAAGAGAGACUUUCCUCCUGGUUUGGUGUAGAUGGUCUGUCAUCCCUGCUGAUUUAGCCUGGUGCCUGUGUGUGUUCACUUUGCACAUGCGUGUGUGCAGGGAUGUGUUCACACAUGAGGCUAAACCAGCCGGGGUAGCUUCUACUCCAAACAGUGCGGCAUGCAAGAGCAUCUUCAAGCUCCCAGCGAAGUAACUUGACUACUUGUAUUGGGCAGUUCCAGACUUCUGAAGCUCUCCGAGGCCUAUGUCCAGGUCCCGUGACCACUCGUCACUGUGUUGGAACUCAUCAGGUACUCCUGUACAAGAGCACUGAUCUGUGUGGAUACUGAUUCAUCACUAAUGUGUUCCUAGGACCCAGCAUAUUGUAGCAUUCGUAUUGCAAUUUCCCUGGCUCACUUUGGUUUGCACUGAUGAAUUUUGACAGGGUAAUUGCCACUUUAUUGUGCAAUACUGCUGUAAAUAACUGCAGAUUUUUUUUAAGAAACUCAAUCUUUUUAUGUUCUUACUGAAUUUUAUAUAAAUAAAACUUUUCAACUGGU
Molecule: messenger RNA, 6040 nt
Organism: Myotis lucifugus (little brown bat)
Lineage: Eukaryota; Metazoa; Chordata; Mammalia; Chiroptera; Vespertilionidae
Gene: BCL2L11
Product: BCL2 like 11
Exons: 4
Coding region: 1740-1952 (70 amino acids)
Source: RefSeq, a predicted model, not a curated record